AUGCGUCUGAGGCAAGAGAUGAACUGUAAGACUGGGCAAGGUGGAGCUGGAAAAGCAGGUCAGGAAGGGAAACCUUUCGGAUCCUUAUACCUUAUUGAGAACAAGUUCAGCAGCUUUUCCCACAGGGAGGGCCGGGGCAGCCAGAGAGACCCUGACCCCUGCAUGGAAGGGCUGAAGAAUGAGCACAGGACUUUAGAAAUGCCUUCGGGGGGCGCUGUUCCUCCAACAUCAGAGGUUCUGAGCCAGAACCAAGGGCAGCUCUCAGGUGACAGCUCAGUGGUGCCUCACAUUGAUGGAGACCCUCCUAUUCAUCCAUAUGCUUCCAAAUGCAGAUCAGAAGAGGCUGAGCCCUCCUUCCACACUGCCCUGUCCUGCAGUUCCAUUUCCUGCCUCCUCUCCUCCAUAGCAGGAGAGCAGGGACCUUCCCCGGCAGGACCCGAGGAUGGCCUUCUCCAGGAGGACAAAACCACAACUUCUGUGUACGACAGACACACAGCAAAUAGCACUGGGCUAGUUGCAGGAUGCUGCUGUGAACAAGAGCUGUGUGGGUCCAGUGAUCUGGAGCUGACACUGGAGAGCAGAGGAGUCAAACCAACCAUGAGGAACUCAGUCUCGGUGAGGUCAGGCUGGAGCCGGGAUUCAAGCCCCGUUCUUCGGACUCCCAGUCUAGUGCUCUCCCUGCCCCCCACCGCCCCCCACCGCCCCCCACCCCCCGGCUGGACGUGCCUGGAACCCUCCUGCUUCCGCACUUCGGCCCAUGCUGUCUCCUUUGCCUGCAUCCGUGCUCCCCUCCCCAUUUCUCAACUUAGUGAUUUUCUGGCCCAGCCAAGACUGAAGUCCAGGAUCCUGGCCAACAACACCCAGCUUCUGAAGACCAACGAUGAUUGGAAACUCAGAGUCACACCCUGGUGGCUGCACAUUAGUAAAUCUGAAAGCUCCUUGUCAACUCAGAAAAACUGUACCAGAGCCAUUGCAGAUGGAGGAGGGAGACAGUCAAUGAGGAGAAUCACAGAGAAACUGAGCUGGGGCCCUAAUGCACUUCACCUGGAGGCCAUGCUGCCUCCAAACCCCUUGUUUGCUUCAGCCCACAGCCAGCAUGGCCAUCCGUCUGGGGCUGCCCUGACUGGACCAGAGCAGCUGGGAAAGGAGGGCCUCAUGUACGGCGCCGGCCUGGAAGGGGGCCCUGGGCCAGCCCUGCCAGGACGGGGACGGUGCGCCUGCCUCCUGGCCCUCGUUCAGCCUUGUCUGUGGCAGGAGAGGGAGCUUUGCCGUGGCAGUCGGCUGAGGAAGAUGCCCCAGCUUCAGUUCAAAGAUGCCUUUUGGUGCAGGGACUUCACGGCCCACACCGGCUAUGAGGUGCUGCUGCAGCGGCUGCUGGAUGGCAGGAAGACGUGCAAGGACGUGGAGGAGCUGCUGAGGCAGAGGGCCCAGGCAGAGGAACGGUAUGGGAAGGACCUGGUGCAGAUUGCACGGAAGGCAGGCGGCCAGACAGAGAUCAACUCCCUGAGGGCCUCCUUUGACUCUCUGAAGCAGCAAAUGGAGAACGUGGGCAGCGCCCACAUCCAGCUGGCCCUGGCCCUGCGUGAGGAGUUGCGGAGCCUGGAGGAGUUUCGCGAGAGGCAGAAGGAGCAGAGGAGGAAGUAUGAGGCCAUCAUGGACCGUGUCCAGAAGAGCAAGCUGUUGCUCCACAAGAAGGCCAUGGAGUCCAAGAAGACAUAUGAGCAGAAGUGCCGAGAUGCAGACGACGCCGAGCAGGUCUUCGAGCGCAUUAGCACCAAUGGUCAACAGAAGCAGGUGGAGAAGAGCCAGAACAAAGCCAAGCAGUGCAAGGACUCAGCCAUGGAGGCAGAGCGAGUAUACAGGCAGAACAUCGAGCAGCUGGAGAAGGUGCGGGGCGAGUGGGAGCAGGAGCACCGGACCACCUGUGAGGCCUUUCAGCUGCAAGAGUUUGACCGGCUGACCAUCCUCCGCAACGCCCUGUGGGUGCACUGCAACCAACUCUCCAUGCAGUGUGUCAAGGAUGAUGAGCUCUACGAAGAGGUGCGAGUGACACUAGAAGGCUGCAGUGUGGAUGCCGACAUAGACAGCUUCAUCCAGGCCAAGAGCACGGGCACUGAGCCCCCAGCUCCGGUGCCCUACCAGAACUACUAUGAUCGGGAGGUUGCCCCGUUGUCCAGCAGCCCUGGCGUUCAGCCGUCCUGUGGCAUGAUAAAGAGGUUCUCUGGGCUGCUGCAUGGAAGUCCCAAAACAACAUCGUCAGCAGCUUCUGCGGCCUCCACAGAGACCCUGACUCCCACCUCUGAUCGGAAUGAGUGUGUCUAUGCCGCCAUCGCUGUGCAGGAGGUGCCAGGACCCCACACCCUGCCAGCCCAGGAUUACAGGGCGCUCUAUGACUACACAGCCCAGAAUUCCGACGAGCUGAACAUCUCUGCGGGGGACAUCCUGGAGGUCAUCCAGGAAGGGGAGGAUGGCUGGUGGACAGUGCAACGGAACGGGCAGCGUGGCUUUGUCCCUGGCUCCUACCUGGAGAAGCUUUAA
This is a messenger RNA of Mesoplodon densirostris (Blainville's beaked whale), 2538 nucleotides long. RefSeq names its product proline-serine-threonine phosphatase interacting protein 1 (gene PSTPIP1). Gene Ontology annotation, biological process: actin filament polymerization. NCBI's taxonomy places the organism in Eukaryota, Metazoa, Chordata, Mammalia, Artiodactyla, Ziphiidae. Gene Ontology annotation, molecular function: actin filament binding. The record is from RefSeq and is a predicted model, not a curated record. Gene Ontology annotation, cellular component: plasma membrane; cytoplasm; actin filament.